Molecule: messenger RNA, 1899 nt
Organism: Diceros bicornis minor
Lineage: Eukaryota; Metazoa; Chordata; Mammalia; Perissodactyla; Rhinocerotidae
Gene: TCTA
Product: T cell leukemia translocation altered
Exons: 3
Coding region: 203-571 (122 amino acids)
Source: RefSeq, a predicted model, not a curated record
AUCCUUUAAGUCAGUGGGGUGGGGUUAGGUGCGCGUGCGCGGUUUUAAUUCUCCUCCCCAAACUGCCAACACUUCGCGCACGCGAGGUAGGUUCCCCUUCCCUGGGUUUACGCGUGCGCACUAACGGGCCUGGCCCGGAAGACCAAACGCCUGCGCAGAGAGUACUAGGGUGACAGACCCCCGGGUGGGGCGCAGGCCAGUCAUGGCGGAGCCUUGGUCCGGGCAGUCCUUGCAGACUCUGCCGGCCACGGUGCUGGGCGCGCUGGGCGCCCUGGGCAGUGAGUUCCUGCGGGAGUGGGAGGCGCAAGACAUGCGCGUGACCCUCUUCAAGCUGCUGCUGCUGUGGUUGGCAUUAAGUCUCCUGGGCAUCCAGCUGGCGUGGGGGUUCUACGGGAGCACGGUGACCGGGCUGUAUCACCGCCCAGAUCCCCACGCCCAGCCUGGUGCAGCUCUGGAUGUGUUCCUGCCCCCAGGUCUGGGCAGCCAAAACGGAUCCACAUCUGAUGGCUCCACGCAUUUCUCUUCGUGGGAAACAGCAACAAAUGAACCUCUCAAAACCCACAGAGAAUAAAAGAAGGCAGCAGAGGGGCCUCCAGAGACAUCACCGGGUCUGCUGGCUCCCACACUGGGUUCUGUUGCUGCUCAGACCCCAGGGACGACUGCAGGGGAGUUGGGGCUGGGGGCAGGGAGUACCCCAGUGCUUGCAGGGCUGGGCCUCCACUGCCCUUGGCCUUGCCUCCAGCAGCUCCAGGCAUUGGGCCAGUUAAGAAUUUGUCUCUACCCUGAUCUGGGUGCCUUAAGGAGAGAAGGCGUGUUCCUCCUCUCUCAGGGGUCGGCUCAGGAGAAGCUUCUCAGCUGGGGAGGCCAACAGUCCAUUUUCUGUCUUGGCUUUUUCCUGUCCUUCUUUCCAUCCCCCUAGGAUAUCACCCCAUAGAGAUUUGUCCCUCUGAGAGGAAGCCUGAGGUUGACCAGCUCUGGAAUUUGUAAGGGAGGUCUGUUUUCUCCUAAGCCCUGAGUUUCCUGAAUUUCUUUGGUUUUGCUUUGUUGGUAGGGAGCCAGGGAAUCCUGGCCUGGACACAGCCUUAUACUCUAUGGUUACCUAGCUGACCAUUCAAGUAUAAGGCAGGGGGUAGUUGGCACCAUCCAGACAUGGAGGCACCAAACACCCACCUCCCUGGCCCAUCCAGAGCUCUCCAGGUAUGACCCAGGAAUUCUUCUUGGAGGGAAGCUGGGUGCCUGAAAGAGGCUGAGCCCUGGGGGGGACCUACCACCCCCAAGUGCCCAUGGGGUUGUGGGUCUGUACCCUGCACCCUCACAGGGAGUUACUAAGCAGUUAGUGCAGUGGUGCCACCAUGCCCUGUAGCCUCAUCAUUUCCCAUCUUGACCUGGAACCACAGGAGCUUCAUCCUAAGAGCCCAUAGGUUCAGCUCCUCCCCACCAGCACCAUUUCAGCCCCCAGGAAACUCAACAGAGAGGAGCCACAGGCUAGGCAGGCCUGCCACUUCCACAGCAGGCCAGGGAGCUUCCAAAAGUGUGGGUGGCAAACGCCAAGUUCCUGAAAGCAGUGUGGCCCUGCCUCCUUUCCUGAUGGCUGUACUUCUGCCUGCUUCUGCUGGGCCACCAGCUACCUCAGUGUCCCACUGCCUGCUUCCUCUCUGUUAGAUGUCACAUUUCCAUCUGGCAGCCUUUGUCUAGGUCAUCUUUGCAGCAGAGGUACACUGGAAGUAGAACUGCAUUGAGCUCAUGCACAUGUACCUACUCUGGAGAUACCUUCUGGCUGAUAGGAUGAUGGUUUCACAGCCCCAGGCCUACCCACUGAGACCACCACACACAGAAUCAGGGUCUCACAUUUCACCCCAGGCUCAACUGAGGAUGUGGCUUAUUAAACAUGGAAGUGCA